Messenger RNA from Eptesicus fuscus (big brown bat), 219 nucleotides. RefSeq lists its product as uncharacterized. The record is from RefSeq and is a predicted model, not a curated record. The coding region runs from base 1 to 153 and encodes 50 amino acids. NCBI's taxonomy places the organism in Eukaryota, Metazoa, Chordata, Mammalia, Chiroptera, Vespertilionidae. The transcript is spliced from 2 exons.
AUGAAAACUACCAGUUGGAUUAGGAAGAACUGGCUUCUUGUUGCUGGCGUUUCUUUCAUAGGUGUCCAUCUUGGGACAUACGUUAUACAGUGGGCUGCAAAACAAUCUGUAAAAUCUCAGUCCGGAAACAAACAAAAGAGUAUCAAAGAAUGAAGAACACAGCCUAUUGGUUCCCUCGGCUCAGUCUCUCCUAGUAGUUAUGGAAGUGUGAAAGAUCUG